CGUCGCGACGACCCGCUCGAAUUUGAUAACGACGCGGUAGUCGCGCGCUCGUGAUCGCUUCGUUCCGAGAGGUUGUUUCGCUGAUGGCGCGGAGUGCAUUUCCUGUUCGGUGGUUCCGCUCGUGAGGGCUAAGGUUACGUUCGUUCGUAUCGAUCUCGAUCCUAUCGGAACAAGUUUCUUUUACCAGAGAACCGACGUAACGAUCUGGUACCACUAGUUAUACGUAUUCGGUUCCACGAAAAUUAUACGAUUCUUUCGAGUGGCGCUUGUACAUUUUUAAACGGUGCGUCAACCUGUUGUAACUGUGUAACGCGGUCGUCUCCGAGGCGUGUAAACAGAAGUCUGUCGGGAGUCGUGACACGAGAGAAAAGUGUCGUGGGGAGAUAGGACGAGCUAAACGGUUGUAACGCUUGUCAAACUGGUUUCUCGACGAGAAGAAACGUGCAUCUCUAGUACUGUUCUAUCGAGGGUAGAGGAGACUGAAAACUGGAUCACGUUGCAACGGGGCUGCAGCCAGAGAUUCGUCGAUCUUCGGGUAAAAUGUCGCGGGAGGAAGAAGCGUGGAAAUUGAAGGGUGCGAAAGGAGGAAGAAUCCAAAAGCUCGAAGGGUGAAACCGAAGAGAAGAAAGGAAGGAAAGGAGAAGAAAAAGGGGCGUCACUGCAGGGAAUUCGAGGGUUGUGCGCGCCUCCGGCCAGAUACCACCGCUUGUAUAGAUCUAUAUGCAUAGGAAAGUCGCGGCGAUAGAAGUAGCCCGGACACGAUGGCGUGUAUCUGGGUCAUACAGCCGUCCUCUCUCUCGCGCGCGGGUGUGUACCCGCGUGUUAUCGGUGUCGUCGCUGGUUCUCCAUAAUUUUAGAAGAUUCGUUCGUCCAAACGAAAAGAAGAUAAGAUCGUGGACUGAUCGUGAGAACGAAUGCGUCUGGAAUUAAAAAGGAAGAAACGAGAGAAGGAGGAGCGCGCGUUGUUCUCCGGCUCGUCGACACGGUGCGUCGAUAUCCUCCCGUGGUGCUACAUCGCGAUUCGGAUCAAACAGCCAAAUCGCUAAGUUAACGAGUCGACUGUUAGUAUUUUUCGCUUCGUCAGCGCCUCUGUACGAAGUAUCCUGCACCGAGUAUCGAAUGCUCGUGGAAACGGGAAACAGGCAGCAUGCACGAAGCAUCGUGAAGAAGGAUCUUGGACGUCGAUAUUCGUGAGAGAAUUAGCGCAGAAACGGUCAGGUUGAAACACUUGGGGAGAACGCUUCGUUGCCACGAGUUGUACACGAUUUCUCGACGGACGAGAUCCACGGAACCGAUGCACGCAAGCUCGUUUCGACCUCUUUGUUCGUGCAAAGGGUAGUGUAUCGUGGUGAUCACGGUGGUUCGAACGAAACCCGUAUCGGCCGGUUGUUUCGCCCGGUCGCCAAAACCGAUCGGUCGAAUCGUUCGCGUAGGUCCUGCAACGCGUCGUCGGACAACUCGAUCCCCGUAACCGUAACGAGCUGUUACAUCGUUACAGCUGUGCAAGUGGGGAGGGGGUGACACGGGGAAGAACGCGACCGACUACCAUCCCGCGGGGACAAUCUCGACCGAACGAGCACCAUGCGAGAACUAUUAUCUGUGGAAGAGCAAUCAGUUUGCGCGAAACCCGUUUCUCUUUAGAGCGGACACGUCGGACGUGCCGGCUCGGUAAAUAAUGAACCUCCGCAGUCAUUUAUCAAGCUCGCUACGAGGCCCACCAAUGCUCAAAGUAGUCUAGUCGAAGUAAAUGGAAGAGUGCAACGCGAGCCACGGACAGGUAGUAUCGCGCGCGCCACCGCUUCCUGCUGGAUUUCGCUAGAAAAACAGAAAAGAUAAAACCUUCGAACCCCUGUUGCCUGCUCUAUCUGUCGGUCUCGAUCGAUCGUUCCGUGAUCGCGUGGCGUUCGCUAAAAUGGGACGUUUACUGCUUUAAUUACGAACAAUCACGAGGAACAGGUCGUGACAAAAAGCCCUGUUUUCGACUUUCGUGUCCCCCCGAUUCUACGCGAAAAAAGAAAAAAAAAAGAAGAAACGAGAAAAUAUCCGGUCGAUGUCGUGGUCGUUGUGUUUGAGGUGUUUGAGAUGCGAUCAGCGAUCGAGUCGUGUGACGGUGAACGGUGGAUUCGUUCCACGAGGAUUUAUCAACUCGGUAGAUAGCGGCGUAUGAGAGCUAACUUGGCUCCAUGAGAGUGAUUAUUCCCGACGAUCGCGGCAGAACGUUUAGCCUGUUUCGCGCACCAGUGUAGUUCGCGUUUUGUGAAUCAUGAGACGACGAAACAACGGUUGCUGUUGCCAGAACAGCAAGAGGGCCGGUCGUACCGGGUGCAACGACUCGGAGGGAAACGAACCGCCCGGUUGGUGCAUUUACGCGACAGUCGCUUUGGUUGCCGUUGGUUGUUACCUGAACGCGUUAGGUGGUGAUUUCGUGCACGACGAUAUACCCGCUGUGGUGAGAAACAAGGACGUGCUCGGUCAAACACCGUGGACUAGUAUUUUGAAGGACGACUUCUGGGGGACCCCUAUGCACGAUAUCAACAGCCAUAAGAGCUACAGGCCUUUGACGACAUUGACGUUCCGGUUGAACUACUUGAUGUCGGGAUUAACGCCAAGCUGGUAUCACGCGACGAAUAUUGCCCUGCACGCCAUUGCAUGCGUUUUGGUCACAAGGGUGAGCCUAGCGGUGGCAUCACUGCGUCCAGGAUUUGCUACCUUGACAGGCUUGCUGUUUGCUGCUCAUCCUGUACAUACUGAAGCGGUAACUGGCAUCGUAGGACGAGCAGACGUACUCGCUUGCAUCUUCUUCUUAUUGUCGUUUCUCGCUUACCAUGGGCAGCAGACGGCUUACGUGUGGAGCAGCGUGUGCUUGGGGGCGCUGUCGAUGCUUGCCAAGGAAACCGGCAUUACUGUUUUGCCUCUAAACCUUCUUUACGACCUUUGUCGCUCCUGGCAUUCAAUCAAGAGGUCUAUUUUCGAGGCCAGAUGGAACGACGAUUCGAGACACUUUUCUCGUCGGGCUGCAGCGCUGCUUGUUUCGUUUGGUGUGCUGCUGGUGGUACGUCUGGCUCUUCUUCAUGGUACUCUGCCCAAGUUCUCGCCGCAGGAUAAUCCGGCAGCUUUUCAUCCCUGUUUCCACGUCAGAUUAUUGACAUUUUGCUAUCUGGCGGCUCUGAAUUGCUGGUUACUACUGUGCCCAGCAACGCUGUCUCACGAUUGGCAGAUGGGAUCUGUUCCUUUGGUCGCCUCAUUGGCGGAUACCAGAAACCUGGCCACCUGUCUAUUCUUCGGUGGCUGCUUGAUCCUAACUUACAAAGCCUUCACAGAUUUCGAGCAACAGAGGCACCCGCCUCUUCUUCUUGGUUGGAUGUUCCUGGUACUGCCGUUCUUGCCCGCAUCCAAUCUUUUUAUUACCGUUGGAUUCGUCGUUGCGGAACGUGUACUUUAUUUGCCCAGCGUUGGAUGGAUUCUUCUGGUCGUAUAUGGGAUGCAAAUCAGCUGGACGGCUAUUCCGCGCAGAAGAAGUCUGAUCACGACUGGAAUCGUUCUACUUCUACUCUUAGGAUGCUACAGAACGAUACUUCGAAACAGAGACUGGACGUCCAGAGAAACUCUUCUCAGGGCGGGUCUGCGGUCUCUUCCUCAUAACGCCAAGAUGCAUUAUAACUUCGCCAACUUCCUGCGAGACACGUCGCAACCUAACCGAGCUAUUCUACAUUACCAGCUGGCCCUUUGGCUGUGGCCGACGUACGCUAGUGCGCAUAACAACCUCGGAACACUUUCGGUGGGCGAUCAAGCGGAGCAACACUUUUUGGCUGCGAUACACGCUCAACCGGGACACGUGAACGCUCAUUACAAUCUUGGUCAACUCUACAGGAAAACGAACAGGACAGAGGAAUGUAUACGGAUGCUGCAAAAAUGCGUAUCCUUGGACCCGGCAUAUACGCCAGCCUAUUUGGUGCUGGCGAGAUUGGCAACUGGUCCUACCGCUGGCGUUCUUCUACGGCACGUGGUCCGAUUACAACCCAAAAGCCCCGACCAUCUCGCGGAAUAUGCAUCGUGGUUGUACCAGAAUGGCAAAUGGCUACCCUCUCUCAAGUACUACCUCAAAGCUAUGGAGGUCUCACCGUCGCACAGAUCGUCGCUUCUGGGAACGGUCAGAAUACUGAGAUCAAGGGGUCAGUGGCCCAGAGUUCAUCAACUUAUCACCAGAUGGCAUCUGAUGUUACGAGCGAAACGAGGUGGCCUCGUAUAUCGUGGCGAUCUUUAUAUACGCGCGUGGCAGCUGCAAAGUGAAUCUCGUCGUCGAGCGCAUCAACAUCAAGGAAAUAUCUGCUUGUCGCAGGGCGGUUGUUCGACACCGCGUGUCGCCAGCGUGUCAGUGCAGCUCGAGCAGGACAGCAACAAGUCGGAACAGCUGGAGCGAGCGCCUCGUUGCAACGUACGUACCUGUAGACAGUCUAGAAAGGGAAAGGCACGCGUGACCGCUCCCGCGCUUCUCGUCCAGAACCUCCUGGAGACGCUCUAGCUCGCGAAACUCUUCGACUAACUCUCCACCUAUGUCUCUGUUUCUCAUCCUCUCGCCUUAAACGCUGGCAGUUCGACGAGUUUCUGUCUGUCGAUGUGUUCGUGGCUCGAACAGCUCCGAGUCUAGGACUUGUUGGUACUCUCGGCUACUUUUCGCGUGUUUCAGUCUCUGACAAUGCGAACGAAAGGAGAAGAAACGGAAGACGAAAAUAUAGGUGGUUGUUUCCGCGUUUUCCCGCGUGACACUCCAGGUGUAUGCGACGACCAGUGAAAUGUCACGAGGUGGCCGAGAAAUACGCGAAGUCGAGGAAACGUUCCACUUCGAACGAGUUGCGGUAUUUAAGUAUUCGAUGUCUACGAUAUGUAUCGUGAUAAGCACCGCGGGUGCAGCAGACAUCGAUCACAACGACUGCGUUUUCAUUGAAGAGGACCAAGCGAGCAACGCAUCGACUAGGUUCCCCGUUUACAGUCUACCUUCGGGUAAUACGAAACGAAGCGAUGGAAGAUUCUAACCGAAAUAAAAAUGAGAGUAACGUAGUUGGAGUCUGGCGAUAAUCUUUUGGACAAGUAACCGAUCGGCGUUGGUUAUAUAGUUACUACUAUCGUCGAGGUAGCGUCGACGUGUUUUUAAACAAUUAUUCGCUGUACUUUGAGUGUGCUUUCGACGUUCUCAGAGAAACAGCGCUCGUCGCGAUGCUACCGGUUCGCUGGGUUUCUUCCGUGUAAUUUUUUUCUCGCGAUCGAGAGGGAUUUCGAGAGGAAACGUUCGGUUGGGGAACGAAACGAGUGAAACAAGAAUCUAACGAGAGUCGAUUCGUAAAUGAAGCCUUAACCCAGAACCCCUUAAUGAUCGUUCUUUUUUCGAGAAAUACGCGGAUCGACGAAGCAUACGACAAAAUACACGACAUUCGUGAUACGUUGAAAAUAUCGCGAAGACCUUGUACGACCGAUCGAUAGAGAAAAUUACACGAUCACGAGGGUGAAAUCUGGUUUACGCUUUUCUUCCGCAGAAGCGUCGUUUCGAAGAGUAUUUUUCUUUCUCUACGUCGUUCCUACGAGACAGAGACGCAUGCGUUCAUAGCGGACAAUAUUGAUAAAAAUGGACUGAAAUAUGAUCGGAGAAGCCCUUGGUAAAUGUGUAAAUAUAGUUAAUUAACCACAUUAAUUGGUCCCUAUUUCGCGACGACACGACACGGCGAACUUUGAUCGAACAGAGAGUCAAGUUACUCUGAAAUUUAUUUUUCACACGUGCAUCGAGGAUGAUCGGGCAGUAUUACAGAGACACGUACACAAUCGACUCGCUAUCGUCAUAAUCGUUUUCCUCGGAUCGUUCUUCUGUGCGUGUUUUGUCUCUAAUUGCCGGACACGUAGUUCUCCGCACAUAUGUAAUUACACGGUGCCAAUAUUUAGCGUUUAAUUAAACGUAUCGGCGUUUCUGGCCGUUUGGUAUGGCUUUUGUAAGAAAAUCGAGUAAGGAAGUGUGCGUCGAUGGAAGAAAGAGAAAAGAUAAUAAUGAUGUACGUCAUUCUUCGAUGAGCUUUGUUCGGCAACGUAUCGAACGUUUGGCUAAAGCACGAUUUAUUAUCCAUGUGUUAAAAUGUCGAUUACUAGAGAUAAUAAUUUGAUUGUAGAUAUUUAUGCGCUUAUGAAAAAUUUUCAAGGUGCAAGUAUGUACAGAACGUACAUAAUAUACAGAAAUAUAUAUAAAGUAUUCGAAAUAAAAUAUAUAAGUUAUAAUAUCUAAUAAUAUUUAGGUUUUAUUUUUUUAAUUAUAUUCUUAAAAAUAUAAACGUGUAUUACACGAGUUAGUAAUAACUGGCAGUUUAACAAUGAUACUGUAAUCGAAGGAAUAUAAAUAAUCGUUUUACUUUUCGAUCCAUGACUACGCUCGUCUUUCCAACAUUGUUUUAUUUUAUAUUUUUCGCAUAAUAAAUCUAUUCUUUUUUUCAUAUAUAUAUGGCACGUUCUGAUAUUAUCAUCCGAUAAAUUUUGGAAGCAAAUAAGUAGAAAUAAAAAAUGACAUUCUAACAAUUUAAUAAAUUCAUUUCAGCAUUUCAAUUCUUCUUAAUCAGAAACAAUAAAUAUUUAGGAAUUAGCGAUAGAUAAAAACAAGCCGAUUUCGGAAUAUUCUCCGACCUAGAUUAAACCAGGUCGGAAACGUACAACCAAUCAAUCGAAGUUUCAUUUAAAAGCAACCGAUGAAACCCACGAUCGGUGAAUCGGAACGAAAGGGAAACUCGUUCGACGUCCUCCAGCAAGAUAGACGGAUCGAUCGUAGCUACCGUCUUUCCAUCGGUAAACCGAGAAAUCGUGUGUUGCUACACUCCUAGAAACGUCAGAAGGAGAAACGGUUUUCAAUUAAAAGGAAGUCCGAUGGCGGCGAGUUCUUUUGUGUAUCUUUUGGUUCGAUAGGACGUCCAAGUUUCUCGUUCGAACGUGGUCGAAAUUGACGCAGCACGUUUCUUUCGUUUCUUUUCCGCUUUUAUUUUUUCGUUCUUUUCGUUGAUUGCACGCCCGUGCUUGCCUGUAGUCGUAAAUCGUCGCUUUAAACGAACGCCCUCGUCGAAACGUUGCCAAAACUUAAUGGAAGACCAAUGUAUAUACGCUGUAUACUAACAAAAAAAAAAGACUCGAGAAAACAUCGAAAAGUUCGGCGAUGCUUAUUGAACAAUUCUCUAUUACGAUAUUGUACGUUUGAGUAAUAAUAAUUCGAGUGAAUUUCUCACGCAAAUUUCAUCAAAUCGGUCGCUCUCGAGAGCAUUAGAUGUGAAAGAGAGAGAGAGAGAGAGAGAGAACGAGAGAGAGAGAGAGAGAGAGAAAAGAGAGAAAGUCGUCCAAUGGAAGCUUCAAAUAAGAUUCGUGGAUGUCAAGAUGUACGAACGUGACGUGAAUUUGUAGAUAACGUUUGCGUUGGUUCAUGUAUACGUUCUAUCUCCUCCUACGACCCACGCAUUCCUCCUCAUUCACGUAUUCCCCCGUAUCCCUCUUUUCUCGUCGAAAAUUUUCGAAUCGAAGCACGUUGGUGAUGAAACAGAGGAGACUGUCAUUGGCCAAGCAGCAAUUUACCUCACGAAACUGCUUCUGAGGAUCGAUCUCGUUGUCAGUUACGAACGAGAUUCCAGCAACGAGGUCGCUAGAGAGUCGAUAGUCGCUGAAGGUCGAUUCGAUCAAGAUGAAAUAUUUUUUUAAAUGUGCUGUUGCACGAGUGCCGACGUUGCUUCGGUUGAAUCGUGUCGCUUGGUGUUGUGCGAAGGAUAUAUUUUUUAGAAAAUCACGUUUGUGUUAGGGUUCGAUCAAAAUGGAAAUUUGAUCAGACAUGAAGAAUUUGCAAGGAUAAGGUCGUAUUUAUUUAGAAAUAUUUUGUAUUUUAUAUCCACGAUAUUUAAAUAUUUCUUUCAUUGAUCGAAACACGCAACACUUCGUGUACACGCGACGAAAUUCAUGCGAAUAUUAUUUGCUUGAUUCUUUAAAAUAGAGACUAGCGUUUAAAAAUACGCGUGCAUAUGAACCAGAGCGACUGAGUGUUCGGAAAAACUGGUGCGACGAUACUUUUCAUUUGGAAACGGUGUUGUAAUGGAACCGACGUAAUUUAAGGACCCAUUUAAUUCCUUGAGACGACGAUGUAAACGUUAUUUUAUUAUCGUAACGAAUAGGUAACGGAGAAGUAUUUAUAUAGCUAUGCUUUCUUACCAGAACGGUACCGAAAUUGUUACAAUAAUUGCUCAGCGAAUAAGGCGAACAGACGAGAGUUGUUCAUCGCUUAUUGUGUACAGUACAACACGAAUAAAAAGAGAAAACAACAUACGGCAUCGUUUUUCAAUCUUACGAAUCGAGUAUCGUACGAGAACGCGAAUUUUUACAAUUUUUAUUCCCGACAUAUUUAUUGUAUUCUGUUUGUACACAGAACUGAAGCCUAUGGAUAAAAAUGAGCUUAAACGAACUUAUUUCACGGAAAACAAUGUGUCACAAAGAAGCUACCUAUGUAAAAAAAAAAAAAAGGAAGAAAGAAAACAGGUAAAUGGUAAAACAGAAAUGUGUGAAACGGCUCAACGCUCCUGACAUACACACACGCGAAACCGAACAAAUCCAACGAUACAUUUCGAGGUUCGUGUUGAAUCGCCAAACCAAGUUCAGUUCCUACCAAUUUUCGGGGAAUACAGAGUUCGAAACGAUUCGCAGAAAACUACCUGUCGCGUUACUUUCGCAUUUUCAUUUCCCGGCGAAAUUUCUGAUUGGCAGGGUCGAUUGUUCCACGAGAGUCGAUCGUCGUUGGGUGUCUAUAAUGUAGACGAACGGGAUAAGAUUCCGCGUCGAUCUGACGUUUCAUGUUCUUUACAGUGGUUGAAGAACCUUAAUAAAAAAAAUAAGGAUUCUUUCCUUUUUCUUCCUUUCCCCCGUUUUUCUAAAUAAGCAUUUAACGUCGCGUUCACUUCUGGAUCAUUAGCGACGAGAAUCUAAAAUAUAACGAUAGAUUUGUAACGAUGGUUUGAAUCGAUCAGGAAUUUAAUGGUAUCUUUUUACUCUAGAAUUACCAAACUGAUCAAAAUGAUAGAUGGCAAUUCCGUUUUCACAAACGAAAAGGAUUUGAUACGUUUUAAGAAGGCGUUUAUCGUAAAAUUAAAACGAUAUCACGCAUACCUUUAAGAAUACCAAUAAGAAUUUGUUCAUAUCUUGUUCAAACUUGAGAUAUUUUUCAAUAUUAGAAAAAUGCAUUGAAAAUGGUAUAAACAAGGCAUCGCAUUAAAAUACACAUUGGUUGCUCCUGUGUCAAAUGGAUCCUUUCUCGAGCAAAAUUUGAUAAAAAUCAAUUUGGAAUAGAAACAGACGUGAUACGAGAGAUCGACGUGUAAUUGAGUCUGUACGUGGGCCGUAUAUAAUUAGCCGCAAAACUUGAUUAGUCUAGGUUAUUACUCCAUAGACCAGUUUAUACAUCUAAUUACAAUACGUUAUUGCGCAUAUUCAUUGUGAAUACGAAUGCAAUUAUAAAUUAUCAUAAUAAAGUGUAUGUUUAUAUACAUGUA
This is a messenger RNA of Bombus terrestris (buff-tailed bumblebee), 9542 nucleotides long. RefSeq names its product protein O-mannosyl-transferase TMTC1. Gene Ontology annotation, biological process: protein O-linked glycosylation via mannose. The transcript has 15 exons. Gene Ontology annotation, molecular function: mannosyltransferase activity; protein binding. The record is from RefSeq and is a predicted model, not a curated record. Lineage: Eukaryota; Metazoa; Arthropoda; Insecta; Hymenoptera; Apidae. Bases 2264 to 4522 code for a protein of 752 amino acids.